This is a messenger RNA of Pecten maximus, 1103 nucleotides long. RefSeq lists its product as uncharacterized. The record is from RefSeq and is a predicted model, not a curated record. NCBI's taxonomy places the organism in Eukaryota, Metazoa, Mollusca, Bivalvia, Pectinida, Pectinidae. The coding region runs from base 63 to 464 and encodes 133 amino acids. Gene Ontology annotation, molecular function: calcium ion binding. The transcript is spliced from 4 exons.
GUGGACAAUCAAUUUAUGUCAGGACCUUAUCAGUAUACACAAUUCUCCACAUUAUUGCAGUCAUGCUCCGAACUACCUUCUUUUUGGUGUUUCUCUGUGUGGCAUCUGCCAACAAGCCAACCUAUGAAACAUUGUUCGAGCAUUAUGACAAUUCUCAAGGUGCAAUGCCCCAUACCCUAUUCCACAACUUUUGGAUGAUGACAUUUGAUUCGAAUCACGACUCUCGGAUCACCUCAAGUGAAUUUAUGCACGAGUGGGGAGCCCACCGCCUUCCUCACUCGGACCACGCCCUUCUUUUCUUUCUGGAGAUGGACGUUAAUCAUGACACGGUCAUCGACGUUUCGGAUCUUGAUAAACUUUUCCCCAUUUUCGAUAAGAACGAAGACACCUUUAUUGAAAAUACAGAGUUCUACGAUGUUUGGAAUGCACUUUUUGAUGACGUUCUUGACCUUCAUCACAAGUAGAAAAGGAUGCUCAUAAACUAUUACCCUCCAAAUUCAAGACCUUCACCCUGGCAGACAUUUGUUUUACACGGUGUUAUUGUGUUGAACGUUAAUCACUUUCGUAGUAAGUGGAAAAGUAUGGCCGCGACAAAAAAAAAAUAAUGAUGAUAAAUCCAGAAUUUAAAGACACUCUCUGUGGACGUCAGCUUAUGAGCUUCACCCGGCGCAGAUAUUUUUAUCGUGGUUUAUUCAUGUUUCUCUUCUAUUUUCAUUUUCUCUUGCAAUCAGUUCUUUAUAUUUUCUUUGUUUUAAACUAUGCAACGAAUUGGCGUCAAACGACCGUGAUGACCGUAGCACACCAUACAUGUAAGACUAUAUACUUAUUAGUCGUAAUUGAGUUUUAAAAUGUAUUGUAUCUUUUUUUAUCCUAACCCUGUGCGUUUACAUUCAUUUUUUUAAUGCGGAAAUAGGUUUACGCUUUGACUAAAGUAUAUUUCGUUCAAAGUCUUAAAGCGAGUUAAAAUCAAUACAAUGUAGAAGAGGAAAUAUUUUUAUUGAAUCAUCUCAAAAGAAGGAAAUUACAUGUAUACGUACACAAUGUUUAGUAUUUUAAUAAAUGUCGCAUCUCUCCUAUAACGGGUGAAAAUUUUGCAAUUAAAA